Molecule: messenger RNA, 436 nt
Organism: Myotis daubentonii (Daubenton's bat)
Lineage: Eukaryota; Metazoa; Chordata; Mammalia; Chiroptera; Vespertilionidae
Product: cytochrome c oxidase subunit 6C
Source: RefSeq, a predicted model, not a curated record
GCUCAGUAAAAAGUAAAUCUGAGGGUCGUUGGUGUGGGGGAGACUAUAACUGCCAUGUCUGCCGGUACUUUGCCAAAACCUCAGAUGCGCGGCCUUCUGGCCAAGCGUCUGAGAUUUCAUAUCGUUGGAGCCGUAAUUGUAUCCCUGGGGGUUGCAGCUUCCUAUAAGUUUGGUGUAGCUGAGCCAAGAAAGAAGGCAUAUGCAGAUUUCUACAGAAAUUAUGAUUCCAUGAAAGAUUUUGAGGAGAUGAGGAAGGCUGGUAUCUUUCAGAGUACAAAGUGAUCUUGGAAUGUAAAGAAUUUCUUCGGGUUGAAUUCCACGGAAGUUUGUCACUGACCUGUGUUCCUGAACUAUGAAACAUGAAUAUUUGAGCUAAGGAAUAGUUUAUCUUGAUAAAUAAACAAUGAAAUACUGUGGAAAAAAAAAAAAAAGUAAA